This is a messenger RNA of Funneliformis geosporum, 1509 nucleotides long. NCBI's taxonomy places the organism in Eukaryota, Fungi, Glomeromycota, Glomeromycetes, Glomerales, Glomeraceae. The record is from the annotation of a GenBank genome assembly.
AUGUGGAAUAGGUGGUUUAAAAGUUCUCCUGAACACCAAGCCUCAAGGACGUCAGCCGAAGAGGAAGCUUUAGCCGAUUAUGUAUACUCUAAAGUCAUUUAUCAAGCUGGCGUCGAUUUUGAGAGCAAACCUAUGGUCAUACUAUGUGCAUGCAAUCUCCCAGAUCCCAUAGAAAGUGAUUAUACAGUCGUCCUCUUCGUAGGUGGAGCCAAACAUAACCCUGGCUGGUCUUGGAUGUUUAAAGCAUAUAAAAGCCUCAGCAGAAAAUACAAGAAAAAUCUUAAAUCUUUGUACAUUGUUCAACCAACAUUGUGGGCACGUAUAUCACUCGACUUUAUGAAUGCAGUAAUUAGCCCGAAAUUUGCGAAAAAAAUUAAAUACAUUCAUACUUUAUCAGAAUUAGCUAAUUUUAUUCCGCUUACACAAAUCGACAUACCGCCGGCCGUAUAUGAAUAUAAUUCGAAAUAUGAAGUUAAAAUAACGUUACCACCGUCACUUAAUUAUGAUGAAAAUAAGCGUUUGAUGUUUGGAGUCCCUCUCGAAGUUUUAAUGGGAUCAGAAGGCGAAAAUGGACUACCAAGAGUGGUCAGAGAUUGUGUCACGUAUUUAAGAACAGAAGGUUUGACGGUUGUUGGAGUAUUCCGCCGAUCACCUGGUUCAAUAUUAUUACGCCAAGCAAAAGAAGCUUAUGACCGAGGAAAUCCAAUUAAUUUGGCGGAUUAUGGUGUACAUAUGGCAGCCGUUCUUCUUAAAAUGUUCUUUAAUGACUUGCCAAUAUCAAUAUUUCCAGUACAAACGUACGAGACAUUAAGACAAAUCCGAGGAAAACAACAUUAUUUGGGACGUAUAGAGUUUAUACGUAGUAGCGUAUUUCCAUUAUUAUCGCCUGCAGCGAUCAUUCUUCUCCAAUAUGUUUGCUCACUUCUUCAUGAGGUUUCAAAACACAAGGAUAUCAAUUUCAUGAAUGCACAUAAUCUUGCAGUAAUGUUUGCACCUAAUUUGGUGCAUAGUGGAAACCCAAUGCUUGAUGUGGGCAUGUGUUCGUUGAGCAUAAAUGAUGAAACAGCCGGCGGUGGUGUCGGAAUACUUAUGAAACUCUCCAUAGAAUAUUUUGAUUUGAUGUUUGAAGGAUAUGAAGAACCAAGAGAUCGUAUUAGAGAUGUGUCGGCAGAAAGUGGAACAAUUUCGAUGUCAUCUUCAAUGACUGGAUCUAUUAAAUCUUCAGAUACACCUUUUUCAUAUUUUAGUCCAUCUGCUUCUUUAAUAAGUUAUUCAAGUCCUCCUAAAUAUUCAUCAAUUCGAAGAGUACGUAGUCUUGCUGCACUUUCAACUAUACCCAUAAAUGGAUCAGAUUUUUUUCGCGUUGGAGCUGGUGUAGAAAUUAGCAGUGUUAAAGUACAAGGAAUGGUAAGUAGAAGUCAACCAGUUACCCCAUAUAGUGAUAUUCCAGGGUCUCCUUCAUCAAUGGCUUCAAUUGAUGAAUUACGCAGGGCAAUGCCUUGGGCUUAA